Messenger RNA from Python bivittatus (Burmese python), 1851 nucleotides. RefSeq names its product elongin BC and polycomb repressive complex 2 associated protein (gene EPOP). The record is from RefSeq and is a predicted model, not a curated record. Lineage: Eukaryota; Metazoa; Chordata; Lepidosauria; Squamata; Pythonidae.
AUGGAUUACAAUGGAGAUUUCCAAGCUGGUUAUCAGGAAAUCGACGGCAUCAAUUUGGGUUACCUGCAGAUUAACGGCACGAGGAUGUUUGCUCUGACCCAGGUCUUCAGCGACCUUUUAAAGGACAUCCCUCGGGCCGCCGUGAGCAAAAAAAUGGAAAGCCUCAAGAUCCAGAGUCGCCGGUGCGACUUGAAGGAGCUGCGCACUCUCAAAGCCAUCCAGUCGGUGCCAAUGCGCGCCGUCAAGUGUUCCCUCAUCUCCAAGACCGAUCUGGAGGCCCUCUGCACCUCCUGCAAGGCCUUAACCCCCAGGAGGAGAAAGAGGAAGAGGAAAGUCAAGAGGAGGGAAGCCGAGGACUUGUUCGAUCGGCCCCGGUUACUCCCGGCGUACGGAGGAUCCGACCACGGCGCCUUUCGUGCCAGCUUGGGUGCCGGCUGCGCCAAGCGCGAAGCGCUCCUCGAGGCUCCGUUCGCUAGGAGCUACGAGAAAGCGGCGCCGCCUGCCAAAAGCUACAGCCGGAACGGUAGAGGGCACCUCCUGGCCGGCGUCCUCAGCGCUUACCCCGGGGACUUGCAAUUCCUGCACUCGGCGGUCAGGGCGCGCGGAACCAGUCAACCGCCUGGCGAUCCGGAGGUCGGGCGCCCUAAGCGCUCCACUUGCGGGUGCCUGGCCAAGAAGGGUCGCUCAGCCUCUACGGCCGGCUCCAAAAGGCAAGGCACGUCGGCUGGCUAUUCCAGCGAUUCGGAUUCCAGCGGGGCGUCAAGCCCGGCAAGUUCCAGCGAUUCUUCGGAAGAUGAGGACGACGACGACGAGGAGGAGGAGGACGAAUCUUCCUGCAGCAGCGAAGACGGCAGCUCCUCCGGUUCAGAAAGUAGUUCCCUAUGCAGUGGCGACUCGGUGCAAAGCACGCGGUACAGACAGGCCGCCCUUCCCCGUAUCCCCCCCCAAACUGCAUCUUCCCAAGCCCUCCCCGGCGUGGCCAAAGCAUUGCGCCCCGACCCGAACCUGCUCUUUUGGGCCAGGACGUUGCGCGCCUCCACUUUGGAAAGUUUCAAGCCGGUUCCUACCCGUACGCCCAAGGAGCCUCCGCCGGAGAGACCGGAGACUCGGAUAAAGCCCGAGGCGAGGCAUGCUCCCGUUUCCCCAGCCCGUCCGAGCAGCCCUAGCGAAGGACCGCAGCCAAAGAACGGAGGCGUCGGGGACGCGUCGGAGUCGGGUCUCCGGGAAGGCGAAGAGGCCGACUUCCUGAGCCCUACGGACGGUCUCCGGGCCGGUGAGCAGGACAAGACUGGGGAAGCCGCGCUCCAGCAAACCUCCGAGGAAGGGUCGAGCAGAGGGGCCCAUUUCGACAGGCUUAUCAGGCAGUCGAAACUGUGGUGCUACGCCAAAGGGUUCAACGUGGAUGGGAAAAGCUUGCGCAGAGCCGACCAGGCCAAAGGGUGUUCCCCCACUUCCAAAGCCGGCCUCCUCAGCCUGGGCAACAGACCGCUGAAGGGGGGCAGCGAUUCGGAAAGGAGCGCCAAGCGAAGUCGAGUCGAACAGGCCAAGGGGAGGCCCCCCAAGAUUCCAAGGAAGAAGACCCCAAAGGGGAGCACCCUGCCUUGUAAACGCUUGCUCAACACCAGUCCUGCGCCUGAAAGGAAUCCAUUUACUUUGAUGGGCACUUUUCCAUGUACGCCCGCCUUAGUCGUGGGUUCGGACGGGGAUCUGUGUCCUGCGUCCUCCCUGUGCGUCAAAGACUCGUGCGCCCUCUCCAAAAUGCACCCACUUUGGACCUGGCAGCUGGGGGGCAAUGCCAUCCCCGUGCCCCCCAGCCUGAAAUUCCGGGGAUACGGUUUAGAAGACUUCUAG